CCUCCUCCGUUCCACACACGACCAAAUCCAAAAUGUCUGACGCCGCCACAUCCUCCUCCGCAGCCGCGGCGCGCCCGGCCUCCAACUCCCUGAAGGCGAACUACCUCCUCGGCUACAAUGCCGUGUCCAUGUUCUCAUGGCUCUCGCUUCUAUGGCAUGCCGGGCUGAGCCUCAAGGUCGAGGGCCUCGAGUAUGUGCACCCGCAGGUCGACACCUUCUGGAAGGUUACGCAGUCGCUCGCCGUGCUUGAGAUUGUGCACUCUGCUUUCGGCAUUGUCCGCUCGCCCUUCAUGACGACACUGAUUCAAGUUGCGUCGCGCUUCCUGAUCGUCUGGGGAACCGUCACUCCGUUCCCGGAGGUCGCGAAGAGCUGGGUGUUCAUCAGCCUGCUAAUUGCGCAUGGUGUCACGGAGGUGAUUCGCUACGGAUACUUUGCCAUGGCGCUCAGCGGGGAGACGAUUGAGUUCCUGGGGUGGCUGAGAUAUAAUACGUUUAUUGUGCUGUACCCGCUCGGCAUUGCGAGUGAGUGCUGGCUCAUGUACCUUGCGAUCCCGUACGCGAACGAGGUGUCGGAGCUGUGGGGAUACUUCUACUACGCGAUGCUGGCGAUUUACAUCCCGGGCACGUACGUGCUGUAUUCGUACAUGAUGAAGCAAAGGCGGAAGGCUAUGAGGGGCAAGGCGGUGGAGAAGAAGAACCAGUGAGGUUGAGGGCGAGGAAGGCUGAGACGAAGGGGUAAAAAUGAUGUGGGAUAUUUAAGUAUGAAUAGAUGAUGGCUUACUGUAUAUUAUAAUGGAAAUGAAAGGCGCGAGUAGCGCUGCGUUUGCUCGAAG
Pseudogymnoascus verrucosus is the source of this 833-nucleotide messenger RNA. RefSeq lists its product as uncharacterized. Gene Ontology annotation, molecular function: 3-hydroxyacyl-CoA dehydratase activity. Gene Ontology annotation, biological process: fatty acid elongation; very long-chain fatty acid biosynthetic process; sphingolipid biosynthetic process. The record is from RefSeq and is a predicted model, not a curated record. Gene Ontology annotation, cellular component: endoplasmic reticulum membrane. The transcript is spliced from 2 exons. NCBI's taxonomy places the organism in Eukaryota, Fungi, Ascomycota, Leotiomycetes, Thelebolales, Thelebolaceae. The coding region runs from base 33 to 704 and encodes 223 amino acids.